UGCAUCCCACAACAUUACUACACAUUUCGGUUCAAACCAACUGUUUCUUCCAGAAAUCACCACCGAUCAGGUUCUUGGUUUCGACCGGAUAAGCUACGUUGGCUCCAUCGCAAACAACUCAGUCAGCUUGAGCCCCAUAGUACUGAGCGAAGGAUUCACGAACGAAGUAGCAUUCACGCUGCACGGAGAACUGGCCGAGUACUUCACGCUAUCGAACCAAGGCGCGACCGUGACCCUCGCAUUGCAGGACUCUCUUCCGGAAGAAUCCAUACCCUCAAACCGAAUCAUUUUACUUGAGAUACAAGCGUCUGCCCAACAAGCUAUGUCGGCGUUCACCACUAUAGUGCUUGAAGUCAUCCUGGCCGACGACACGGCGCCGCCGCCCACCGCCCUCGUCUUUGACGCAACCUACUAUGUGGGUAGCUACACGGAGAGCGAUGGUCUCGUUUUCAGCACUCCGAUAGCUCUCGCCGAAGGUUUUGAAGUGGAUGUCGAGUUCGGUCUCGAAGGAGAUAGUGCGCAAUGGUUCACAUUAGUGCCGGGCUCUGAUAACACCUACAGCCUAGCACUCUCCAGUCCCAUUCCGGCAGCUGUCGUCGCCAACAAUCAGAAACUCAUCUUUGUCGUCACGGCUCAGAGGUCUGGUGGAGUCGCCGCCCGAGCCACUAUUGUUAUAGCAUUGACUGACGGUAAGCACAAAUCUCACGAGAGUUACGAUUGUCUGCAUCCCACAACAUUACCACACAUUUUGGUUCAAACCAACUGUUUCUUCCAGAAAUCACCACCGAUCAGGUUCUAGGUUUCGACCGGAUAAGCUACGUUGGCUCCAUCGCAA
Messenger RNA from Ostrinia nubilalis (European corn borer), 835 nucleotides. RefSeq lists its product as uncharacterized. NCBI's taxonomy places the organism in Eukaryota, Metazoa, Arthropoda, Insecta, Lepidoptera, Crambidae. The record is from RefSeq and is a predicted model, not a curated record. The coding region runs from base 323 to 799 and encodes 158 amino acids. The transcript is spliced from 3 exons.